This is a messenger RNA of Condylura cristata (star-nosed mole), 865 nucleotides long. It is a transcript of the gene ANXA5, whose product is annotated as annexin A5. The coding region runs from base 38 to 529 and encodes 163 amino acids. NCBI's taxonomy places the organism in Eukaryota, Metazoa, Chordata, Mammalia, Eulipotyphla, Talpidae. The record is from RefSeq and is a predicted model, not a curated record. The transcript is spliced from 3 exons. Gene Ontology annotation, cellular component: cytoplasm. Gene Ontology annotation, molecular function: calcium-dependent phospholipid binding; calcium ion binding.
CUGGAGCAGGUAGGCGCGGCGAGGAGCCCGCGCGCCCAUGGAGCAGCGCCCCGACGUCUUGGAAUACAACCUGGCAGCUGCCUGCCUCACCGAGGGGAAACGGAGCAGGGCCUGUCUCCGGCGGGCCGUGUGCCGCUCCCUCAGCCCGGGCAGCCGCGGCCAGAGCCCGGCGGGUGGGCUGAGCGCUCGGCGCCCCCUGCCAGCAGCUCCCCAGCAGCUCCCGCAGCCGGGGCGCAGCCGUCCCCUCCCGUCGGGUCGCCCUGACCUGGUCUCUUUGCGCGCAGUGAAAUCCAUCCGCAGUGUGCCCGCCUACCUGGCAGAGACGCUCUACUACGCCAUGAAGGGCGCCGGGACGGACGACCACACCCUCAUCAGAGUCAUGGUGUCCAGGAGUGAGGUCGACCUGCUGGACAUCAGGAAGGAGUUCAGGAAGAACUUCGGCACCUCUCUGCACGCCAUGAUCGAGGGUGAUACUUCUGGGGACUAUAAGAAGACCCUCCUGCUGCUCUGUGGCGGGGACGACGACUGAGCCCCGCCUCCGCACUGCAGCCCCGCCACCGUCCUCGCCUUACUCGCACGAGCACGCCAGUGACCGCGUCUUUCACGUCACAAAAGAUCAUGGUGCUUCUUUCUGACCCUCACAGCUUCCUCUGACCGUUGCGCUGAAGUGCCCUUACCCUGCUAAACACGAGGGCUAGGUCAGCUAUAUUUUUCUUUAAGAGACUGGACUGCUUUUAGCCUUAGAAAACUUCAUUUACAUUAAACCAGUAGCCGCGUUCCCUUAAUCAGCACCUUAGCCUCAAGUUGUGAACUUCUGGAAUUGAUGUCAACCAAGUUUCCUCCUAAAUUAAACCUGAAAAGUCAU